AUGGCCGGUAGCCAAGGCUUUGUUGGUUCAAAGAGAAGAAUGGGUAUAUUAUCUACUGAUCCUUCUCAAGAUGCAAACAAUUAUGAAGUUGUGGUCAUUUAUGGUGGCAUGAGAACAUUGACAUCCUUCAAAUCAGGGGAUGAAGCUUGGACUUUCUUGGAUUUGAAAGAAGAUUACUUAUUUUCUGAUGCUAUUUACUAUGAAGGUCGACUCCAUGGUGUCACUUUAGUAAAAUCACAAGAGGGACAUCUAUUAAUGGCCCAAAGGAUUUUGGAAGUAAACAAACAUGACCAGCUACAUUGUAAGACAGCAGAUUUCAAGGUUUUCAGGUUAUCAUAUUCAGAUGGGAUGACAAAACCAUUGUGGCUUGAAAUCAAGAGCUUGGAUGAGCAAGCGUUAUUCUUGGGGGACAAUGAUUCUUUAGUUGUUUUGGCUUCAAAUUUUUCUGGAUGCUCUCCGAAUUGUAUUCACUAUUCGGAUCAUUAUUUUGAAAUUGGCAAUUAUGUUCCUCAUUGUCCUGAUGAUGACACAGGUGUCUUCAACUUAACGGUGGGGAGCUUUGGGUCGCAUUACAUACCAGAUCCAGAGCACUUGACCAACAUUGAAGCAGCUGAGCAGCAAGAGCAUCAUCACGACUUUAAUGGGUUCUACAACAUUUGCAAAAAAAAAACUAGUGCCCACAAACCUAGUAGUGCAACGCCAAAAGACGAAGCUUCGAGAGGCGAAGUUUACCUGUCGCAUUGA
This is a messenger RNA of Ilex paraguariensis (yerba mate), 744 nucleotides long. NCBI's taxonomy places the organism in Eukaryota, Viridiplantae, Streptophyta, Magnoliopsida, Aquifoliales, Aquifoliaceae. The record is from the annotation of a GenBank genome assembly.